Rubroshorea leprosula is the source of this 1219-nucleotide messenger RNA. The record is from the annotation of a GenBank genome assembly. NCBI's taxonomy places the organism in Eukaryota, Viridiplantae, Streptophyta, Magnoliopsida, Malvales, Dipterocarpaceae.
AUUUUGGAGGCUAUAGCUUUCUUUCAGGGAAAUUUCUUGUAUAUUCUUUAGGUGCAAAUAUCCAAGUAAUCCUUUGAACAAGUGCAGAGGAAUAAAGCAUUGAUCUAAAGCAUUGAUCAAAAGCCUUAUUCCUUCCCAAUGAGCAAUCAUUGUAUUGCUAGGUUUUCAACUGUUCGUCAUAAGGCAGUUUCACAACUGUCCCUGAGCAAAAGUUGGGGAAAUGGAUUUUGCAAAGUCUUUUUCACCUGGGCUGUGCAGCCUGUGCCACACAAUUCUCAAAACACCCUUCACAAUGUACGUUUCCCCUGUUCACUUGGUGUCAACCUCACUCCAUCUGAUAUACCUCAACGCUCAGAUGAAUGGUUUGCCCUUCGAAGAAACAAGUUGACCACAAGCACCUUUAGCACCGCAUUGGGUUUUUGGAAAGGAAAACGCCGUUAUGAGCUCUGGCAUGAGAAAGUAUUUUUAUCAGAGACAGAGGUUGUGGAAUCUUCUAGGAGGUGUGCUUUGCAGUGGGGUGUGCUUAAUGAAGUAGCUGCUAUAGAGCAGUACAAAAGCAUCACAGGUCGUGAUGUUGGCUUGUUGGGUUUUGCAAUCCAUUCAAAUGAACAGUUUGAUUGGCUUGGUGCAUCCCCUGAUGGUCUUCUUGGUUGCUUUCCUGAAGGUGGUAUCCUUGAAGUAAAGUGUCCAUACAACAAAGGGAAGCCUGAGACUGCACUGCCCUGGUCAAGCAUGCCAUUUUAUUACAUGCCUCAGGUGCAGGGUCAAAUGGAGAUAAUGGACAGAGAUUGGGUUGAUUUAUACUGCUGGACACCAAACGGAAGCUCAAUAUUCCGUGUACACAGGGAGCGCAGUUAUUGGGAGCUAAUUCAUGGCAUUUUGCGGGAAUUUUGGUGGGGAAAUGUGAUACCUGCUAGGGAAGCUCUGUUGUUAGGUAGAGGCGAGGAGGUCAAGACAUACGAGCCAGCAUCUACUCAUAAGCAGACAGGUCUUGUAAUAUCUAAGAGCAUAAAGUUAGCUAAAAAUGCAAAAUUGUUGUGUAGGGAGAUUGCUGGUCAUAUUGAAUGUUAUAGAUGAAGAACCUUCUAUCAAAACAACAGCAUCUGAUUCCCCUUCAUUGUUGAAAGGGUUCCCAUUAUUCGUUAAGUAGCUAGUUAGCUGCAAUUGUGUAACUCUUUCUGAAUCAUGUUCUUUAACGGAUUAAAAUUCAAGACCGUUC